This is a messenger RNA of Chelonoidis abingdonii (Abingdon island giant tortoise), 3749 nucleotides long. The record is from RefSeq and is a predicted model, not a curated record. NCBI's taxonomy places the organism in Eukaryota, Metazoa, Chordata, Testudines, Testudinidae.
UGCUAGAGAUUCUCUCUUUAGGAGGAAAAAUGGUUGGUUGGACUUCUCUGCACUAAGAAACGCCAUCCUCCAAAGAAAUGUUCCAGCUGCCUGAGACUGUCUGGUUUUGACCAAGUUCAAUGUAGGGAAGCUGAUGACACCAUGUUGUGCCGGGGACUCGGGCGCGAAAGUCUCAGGGAAAAUUUCUGGCCACAAAAGUUGAGCUCACCUGGGGCUUUUUGUGGGCCGUUUGGAGAACCAGGCUCAAGAGCCGACGCUGAGCAUCCUACCCAGCUGUCAAUGAAAGCCUCUGCAAAACCGCUAGUGCAUGGGAGUCAAGUAGCAGGCUUCAUCCCAAGGCAACUCGGAUGUGCGGCAUGACUGUGAACCUGGCGCAGUGGCACAGGAGCUGAGCAUGGCAGGGGGCAUGGUCUGCUGUUUGCCUUGGUGAGGAGAAAGAAGAUCAAGAUCACAUUGCGCAGUGCUGGAGCUACGACCCCCAGCGCCAAUUCCCACGUGCAGGGUGGCUUUCGCCCUGUGCUAGGGGCCGUCCCACGUGCGGCAGACAGAGAUGCAGCUCUGUUUUUUUGGGUGGCCACUGGGGCUCUCUGCCCCUCUCCCUUGUUGCAGUAUGGGGCAGUAAGGAAUUACAAAAUAGCAUGCAGGAGGAAGAGGGCUGUCUCUAGGAACUGGGUCUUUUGCAGAUGCCUCUUUAAAGCACCUACCAGCUUUUCACCGUGCUGCUGUUUUUUCCAGGCAACACCACACCUCCUGAGGACACUGGGGACAUCAGGUUUUUUGCUGAGCUUAGCAUCUUCCCACCAUCAUAGAGAAAGCUUCAGACAGACACUCAUCUGCCCUGAAGUAAAGAGCUGCAGCGGCCAUCAAGAAGCUUUUCCUCCUUUGCCUGUCCAAUCCCACCCCAUUACCAGACCUAACCUGCACAAUCUGGAGAGCUAACCCUCCCCCCCGCGCCUCCUACGAUGACUCACCAUUAUUUUGAACUUUGAAGAGAGGAACUUAUGGGGAUCUUGGAAGCCUGUAUUUCUCUCUAGGAUUUCCCCAGAGUCAAUUAAUCUGUGUCACUAAGAGACACUGAGAUUUGCUUCUCCAGCAGGCUAAAAUAUUACUCCCCCUCCCCCCGAUCAUUCCUCUGCCUUUUCAUGAGCCACUUCCAAACCUACGAACUUGUCCUUUCCCAGGAGAGUAGCCUUCCCCUGAACCUGAUCCCAGCACUGGGCAGCCAGAAGAGUUUAGAUUAAGGAUUUCUUUUAAACCUAAAUAUGACAGUUGCUACUGGAGACCCCACAGAUGAAGCUGCAGCUUUGGCAGGUCAUCCUCAGGACACCUAUAACCCUGAAACUGAUCAUGAAUGCUGUGAGAGGGUGGUCAUUAACAUCUCGGGGCUGCGGUUUGAAACACAACUCAAGACUCUAGCUCAGUUUCCAGAGACCUUGCUAGGGGACCCUAAAAAGAGAAUGAGAUAUUUUGAUCCUCUCCGGAAUGAAUAUUUCUUUGACCGAAACAGACCUAGCUUCGAUGCUAUUUUAUACUACUACCAAUCGGGUGGCAGGUUAAGGAGGCCUGUCAAUGUGCCCUUAGAUAUCUUCUCGGAGGAGAUCAGGUUUUAUGAACUUGGGGAAGAAGCCAUGGAGAUGUUCCGAGAGGAUGAAGGAUACAUAAAGGAAGAAGAAAGGCCUUUACCGGAGAACGAGUUUCAGAGACAAGUGUGGCUGCUUUUUGAGUAUCCAGAAAGCUCAGGGCCUGCCAGGAUUAUAGCUAUUGUCUCUGUCAUGGUGAUUCUAAUCUCCAUUGUGAGCUUUUGCCUGGAAACGCUGCCCGUUUUUCGGGAUGAGAACGAAGACCUGCAUGGCGGCGGGAUGAGCCAUGACUCCAAUCACAACAGGACCAUGAGCAAUCAGCAGUCGACCUCUUUCACAGACCCUUUCUUUAUAGUAGAGACACUUUGCAUCAUUUGGUUCUCCUUUGAGUUCUUGGUAAGGUUUUUCGCCUGCCCCAGCAAGGCUGGGUUUUUUACCAACAUCAUGAACAUUAUUGACAUUGUAGCUAUCAUCCCAUACUUCAUCACUCUAGGGACUGAACUGGCUGAGAAACCAGAGGAUGGCCAGCAAGGCCAACAGGCCAUGUCUCUGGCCAUCCUUCGAGUCAUCCGCUUGGUGAGGGUUUUUAGGAUCUUCAAACUGUCCAGGCACUCCAAAGGGCUGCAGAUCCUGGGGCAGACACUCAAGGCCAGCAUGAGGGAACUAGGCCUCUUGAUAUUUUUCCUCUUCAUUGGUGUCAUCCUCUUCUCCAGCGCCGUCUACUUCGCAGAGGCUGAUGAGAGCGAGUCUCAGUUUCCCAGCAUCCCAGAUGCGUUCUGGUGGGCCGUGGUUUCCAUGACCACAGUUGGCUAUGGAGACAUGGUCCCCACGACCAUCGGUGGGAAAAUAGUGGGCUCCUUAUGCGCCAUUGCAGGUGUAUUAACGAUUGCCUUACCAGUGCCAGUCAUAGUGUCCAACUUCAACUACUUCUAUCACCGCGAGACGGAAGGAGAAGAGCAGGCCCAAUAUUUGCAAGUGACCAGCUGCCCAAAGAUCCCCUCUUCCCCUGACUUAAAGAAAAGCAGAAGUGCCUCCACUAUUAGUAAGUCUGAUUAUAUGGAGAUACAGGAAGGUGUAAAUAAUAGUAAUGAGGACUUUAGAGAGGAGAACUUGAAGACAGCCAAUUGCACCCUGGCUAACACAAAUUACGUUAAUAUCACCAAAAUGCUAACGGAUGUGUAGUCCUGAAAACCUGUUAACAUAUUUAAAGCUGAAGUGGAACAAUUGCAGAUAUUGCAUAAUACCCUGCAUUGUAGUUAAAACAGUAUGUUCUGCAGUGUGCAUUUGGUUCUGCAUGGGAGGCAAUAGUUGUGUAAGUGACUUUCUAAACUUCUUAUUUAGACACCGAAUAAGCUUUCAUGCAAAAAUUGUUUUUUUACAUCACAGGUUUAUGAGUUUCCAAAGACAUUGAGCAUGUAGGCAUUCAAAACAAAAUUAUAUCACUUGCAAUCCCAGGGAUAUUGAACAAAAAAGUCAUUUGAGAAACCUCAUGUAAACAACAGUACCCACAAAUGUCAAGCAGAAAAAGUGUUUCACUGCACUCGACACAUACAAAAAUAUAUCCCAAGGAAAUAGCACACAUCUAGCUUCCAAGCAUAUGGAUUCAUAAUGAAAAGGUCAUGCAUAAUUUAAUUAAAGGAACAUACAUCCCGGCAUCCAAAUUACUUUAAGGCUCAGAUUUCUGCCUUGGAAAUGCCAACCAAGAAUACAUCAUGCAGGCUUGUGUUUCAUAACUGAAAAUGCUGCAUGCUGCAAUGGAUUCAUCCACUGCAAUAUGUCAGUGUGAGAGCUAGGGGAGAGAGAAUUAGCGUGACAGAACACUAUUUAUUAAGUCUUAAAUUUUCUAUGCUGGCGAUAGGAAGGGACACAUAAAAAUGAAGAGCCUGCUUUUUAUUUGGUGGGGUUUUUUAGGUGACACUUCCAUCUUCGCUAUCUCCAGGGUCACCAAAGAGACAUCCACUGACAUAUUCAAAAUGAGUUGAAAAAGCAUCUUUUUUUAGAAUACUGGAGUAAACUGUGCUGUGGUCUAUAAUAUAUUUAUACCACAGUGAAAUGUAAUCAGUAAUACAGUACUGCUGCAUGGAUAUUUGUUGCAUGACUCUUAAUAUUGAAUACACAUACAAAUAUAUUUUUCCUUAGUAGACUAUACAGUAUUCAUGUUUAUAGUGU